AUGGCCGAGCAAAAUCGCAAUUACGGGACCAUCGUCGUGGAGACCCGAGAGCAACAACACACGCAGCCUGCGCCACGAACAAGUUCAACCGGACGUCGCAUCUGCAUCUGCCUCCUCAUCGUCUGCUUCCUUAUCAUCCUCGUAUUUGCCUACAUACUAUAUGUCCUCGUGCCAAACAUCUUCACUUGUUUUUACGACCUGAAUCCCCUCUGUGAGCGAUGGGCAAUAGUCAUAGGGCCAAGAUCGCCCGUUCAUCACAACACCACCGGGGAUUCUUACGCCGUUGGCUUCAGCCUCGCAGCAGGCUACGGAACUGCGGCGAUCAGCUUUCGAAAUGGCACGAGCAUAACGAUCGGCCGAUACGAUGGAGACGAUGCGUACAGGAAGUUCAUGGCGAAAGCGACCUCCAGUGAUGCUGUGCAUCCGACUCCGCCGUACUAUUGCAAUGGAGCCUAUGCCGAUUCGACGCGGCAAUGGGCACGGCUGUGGCGAAAGAAAUUGGGCAAGCCCGCGUCAGAAGAGAUAGGCGCACUCGCAAGAGUUCUUAUCGGACUCAAAGGUCCCGUCAACAAAGCACUGGGUGACCUGGGUCCUCUCAAGUACGCCACGAUUGCGACACCAUACUUACCGGCAUUGUUCAAUGAAGACCUCGAUGACAUCGCAGAGUACGCUGGCUUCCAGUUGAUCACGCCAUUCAAACUGUCCGGGGAUAGUGAACAUAAAGCAAUCACGGACAUCAACUUCUCGUUUUGCGGCAUGCGGCUCGGGAAUUGUCAAAGCUUCACCAACCAGACGGUAAACCAGGAGCUAGAUGUGUCUCCUGAGAGCGACGACGAGAUACUCAGCGUCUCCUAUAGCAUAGAUAUGCUGACUGCUCAUGUGUCGCCUCUUGGUGGCUUUGCCAAUUACUUCUACGCCGCCUCCGGCAUAGCGGAUCCGUGGCUGGGAAGAGGAGCACUGGAAAUGUACUCAUCACCACACGAGUACUGGACCGCAGUCGGAUAUGCACUCGUCAAUGCAACGGACUCAUAUUCAUGGCGAGCAGCGAGACUUAGCCGUGUAGUUGUCCACAGCGAGUCUGCAACAGAUCCCGACUUUCAACGUGUUCUACGGGAGAACGUCACCAAAUAUCAGAUCUCGAAGAGCAUGCCGCCCGUCUCUAUGGAUAGUCCUCUAUAUGCAGCAGCACUUGACGCGGCAGAGCUCGGAAAGCGGUGUAUGCUGCAGGACGAUGGCUCGUCGUACUACACAGGUUGUGUGCCAGAUCUUCAUCCGAAGAUGCAAGGCUGGUAG
Molecule: messenger RNA, 1293 nt
Organism: Zasmidium cellare ATCC 36951
Lineage: Eukaryota; Fungi; Ascomycota; Dothideomycetes; Mycosphaerellales; Mycosphaerellaceae
Exons: 3
Coding region: 1-1293 (430 amino acids)
Source: RefSeq, a predicted model, not a curated record